UUGUUCGAUGUGGGAGGCCAGCGGUCUGAACGCAAGAAAUGGAUUCACUGUUUCGAGGACGUGACCGCCAUCAUUUUUUGUGUGGCCAUGAGCGAGUACGACCAAGUGCUACACGAGGAUGAGACUACCAACCGCAUGCAGGAGUCCCUGAAGCUCUUCGACUCGAUCUGCAAUAACAAAUGGUUCACGGACACCUCCAUCAUCCUCUUCCUGAACAAGCGCGACCUCUUCGCUGCCAAGAUCAAGAAGAGUCCUCUCACCAUCUGCUUCCCUGAGUAUAAUGGCGCCCAGGAGUUCGACGCGGCCUCUAACUACAUCCAGAUGUCGCCUGCGUCUUGCUGUUCUGGUGUUCGUCAUCCACGCUACUUAGGUCGUUUAUCCAUUCCUACGUUUUCUCCAGCCUCCGUUAUCUCCAGCCUUCGUUAUCUCCAACCUUCGUUUUCUCCAGCCUUCGUUAUCUCCAGCCUCCGUUAUCUCAGCCUCCAUUAUCUCCAGUCUUCGUUAUCUCCAGCUUCUGUUAUCUCCAGCCUUCGUUAUCUCCAGCAUUCGUUAUCUCCAGCCUUCGUUAUCUCCAGAGUCCAGCCUCCGUUAUCUCCUACCUCUGUUAUCUCCAGCCUCCAUUAUCUCCAGCCUCCGUUAUCUCCAGCCUUCGUUAUCUCCAGCCUCUGUUUUCUCCAGCCUUCGUUAUCUCCAGCCUCCGUUACCGCCAGUCUUCGUUAUCUCCAGCCUCCGUUACCGCCAGUCUUCGUUAUCUCAAGCUUUCAUUCUUUAGGUCCCCAUUAUUACGUAGCUUUAGCGUGAUGUGCUCAUGUUAUUGUGACAUCACACGUUAUUAAAUGACGUAAUGAUGUGAUUGCAAUCCACGUUAUUAAUUUAUUUAUUAACAAAAUCUUGGUCUUUGUACCCUUUUUACAUCCCUGCAAUGAUAUAUAUUCAAAGAUAUCAUCGGAUGGAGGGAGGUUUGCACAAAAAAUUAAUGGUGCAUCGUGCAAAAACCACUAGAAGAAACAUUAUGCUUGCCAGAAGAUAACUACAAAGACGACUUGUAAUAAU
Molecule: messenger RNA, 1053 nt
Organism: Hyalella azteca
Lineage: Eukaryota; Metazoa; Arthropoda; Malacostraca; Amphipoda; Hyalellidae
Product: guanine nucleotide-binding protein G(o) subunit alpha
Biological process (GO): adenylate cyclase-modulating G protein-coupled receptor signaling pathway
Cellular component (GO): heterotrimeric G-protein complex
Molecular function (GO): G-protein beta/gamma-subunit complex binding; G protein-coupled receptor binding; GTP binding
Source: RefSeq, a predicted model, not a curated record